CCAAUAAGAAUCUUCUCCUUCUCAUGAAACCCUUCUGUAGGUUUGCUUGGGUUCAGGAGAAGUUGAUUUUUUACUUGUGAAUCUAUCUUAUAGUUUCUUUCCUCAUUGAGGCGGAUGAUGGUUGAGGAGGAGCUAAAUGAGUGCAAGCCUAUAAGCAAAAUGGGAAAUGAUGUUAAACUGUUCAAGUUUGUUCAUUUCAUUUCAAGUUGCUAACAACAGUAAUUUAUUUUGUUCAACAAUUGAGAGGAAAAAAAAGUCCUUUUGUGCCUCCAAAAAUGUCCAAUGUAAAUGAGGGAAAAGUGGCUGAAAAAAGCAUCAAAAGUGAAGUGAAAAGUGAUCACAAAUCGCCAUUCAAUCAUGCAACAUUUACAUCGCCCUUUUCCAUGGAGAAAAUAUUAGAGAAAAAAAUUAAACAAUCAAAUUCAACAUCGACCACAACAUCGACCACACCAUCAAGUCCCUCCAUAUCACCAGUUCAAUCACCAGUACAGUCACCAGUACAAUCACCUGUCCAUUUACCUCAUCAACAUCAUCAUCAUCAUCCUUGGCUGAAACCAUUUUCAUUUACAUCAUUCUGUGAACCUUUAGCAAUCAAAUGUCAGUUAAGGAAACACAAGAGCAAUCGCAAGCCGAGAACACCCUUUACAACUCAACAGUUAUUAGCACUGGAAAGAAAGUUUCAGUCCAAACAGUAUUUAUCAAUUGCCGAAAGAGCAGAGUUUUCAACAUCUUUAAACUUAACGGAAACUCAGGUUAAAAUUUGGUUCCAAAAUCGACGGGCCAAGGAAAAGAGGUUAAAAGAGGCCGAAGUGGAAAAGUCCAAUUUCACUCGAAGUGUUCCCUUCUCCACCUUUGGUUUACAAUUUUAUCCAACCUUUCAUCAACACCAAUCACCGACUGCAUCCCAAAUCACCAAACUCAUUUAUCCAACGCAACUGAUUAACCGAUUAACGAAGUAACAAUAAAAUAGACUUUUCAUGUUCGCAUUUUGAUCUCCUUUUUACACAUUGCCACCUAAAUUGUUAGUCAAUCGAUUAACUGUGAUUAAAGAGGAAAACAUUUCAGCAAAGUUGGAUGAAACUUUUAUGUCCUUUGACGCUCUUACAAUAUUUACAGUUGAACGGAUCGAUAUUGAGAAACAAAAAGCUUGAAGAUGAACAAAAAGUGAACUUAUUUUUCAAGCAAAGAUAUUAACAUGAAAAUGUGAUUUCAUGAUAAAGACACUUAUUAGCUGGAAAAUGUUGAUUUAAUUGUUUCUCGUGUCAAUUGUAAAUAUUAAUAAAACGUUUGAUUGUGAUUUUGUUUGUUAUUGUUUUGCAUCAACUUCAAUAAGGCUUAAACUUUCAAUCAACUCUGAACAUCGUAAGCCAGAAACAGAAAAACUUUUGAUUACUUUGCACAUUUAAUUGAUUAGUUAAAUGAAAUAUUGUGUGAUUAAAGUAGAUUUAUUGAUCUAUUUAGUUUUACUAAAUUUUUGUUAUAUUCAGCUAACCUAAUGAAAGCCAUUAAACUUAUAUUGACUUGAGCAAAACAUGAAACAAAAGACUUGAAUGGAAAGCACAAAACAAAACAAAAUCUCUCAUCACUUUUAACCUUACAUAAUUGAAUUGCAGGAAAAUUAAAGUUAAUGGUAAUCUAGAGGAUAAUUAAGACGAUAAUCAACUCGACUCAACUCUGAUUGCGUGAUAUUGGAAGAGGAAAAGCAAUAAAGGCGAAAAGGGAAAUCACAGGAAAACAAAAAGAAGGGUUGAAAUGGAUGAACCAUGAAAGGAAAAAUUUGUUCAAGACAAGUUACAGAAAAAGUUUACCUGGGAAAUUAGAGAUUCAUCAACUGAUCAUUAUCCAAAUUGUACAUGUCACCUCAACUGGUGCAACUUGAAGCCAUUGGAAGACAAUAUCAUGAAAUACUCAUGGAAUCAUGGUGAUAUUGAGGCUGGUCAAUUAGAGUCAAUUGACUUUUGUAUAGGUUUUGCAUCCUUCGAAGGCGUUUGUGCUCCUUUUCAUCCUUUCCAUUUCUCCUCCUCUUAUAGUCUUGAAUCACUUUACAUGAUUCCUGAUUCGAUGCAACAUUUUUUCAUUGUAAUAACAUUAAAAGAUGUUUCCUGUUAAAAA
Molecule: messenger RNA, 2112 nt
Organism: Tetranychus urticae (two-spotted spider mite)
Lineage: Eukaryota; Metazoa; Arthropoda; Arachnida; Trombidiformes; Tetranychidae
Source: RefSeq, a predicted model, not a curated record